CAAGUCCACCGGGUCCCCGACGGAGCCCAUAGUAGUGCUUGCGAGCCGUCCGCGCCUCUCGAUACCUCCCACUAAGCAACGAUGCCUUCGAAAGCUGCCGGUCGGGCAAAAAAGACGGCGGCAGCGACGGCGGUCAAGGCUCCCACCAACGGAGUCAAAUCCACCACAGAGGCAACAGAAAUAACAACGACAGAGCAAUAUCUGAACCUCAUUCAACCAGACGAUAUACCCCAUGAGGAAGAAUGCCUACGGAAUCCCUACACCCUGAAGUGCUGGUUGCGAUACAUUGAGCACAAGAAGAAAUCCCCUCUCGAACAACAGAUCUUCAUUUACGAGCGUGCCGUUAAGGAGCUUCCAGGAAGUUACAAACUAUGGAAAGCAUAUCUUGACUUACGGGUCAAUGUGCUACUCGACGCUGUACCGGACAAAGAGACUGGGCUCCGACAGCCGAAACGGGAUCUCAGCGAUAGGGAGUGGGAACGCGUGAAUUAUUGCUUCGAAAGGAGUCUGAUUCUUUGCAACAAGUUCCCCGUCAUCUGGUUAAGCUUUUCCAACUUCCUGAUGCAUCAGCAGCGGGUCACACGGUGUCGACGGACUUUUGACCGCGCCUUGCGGUCUUUACCUGUAACGCAACAUGAGCGGGUAUGGGAACUGUACCUGAGAUUCGCAAAGGACGUUGGAGGGGAGACCGCCGUACGGAUAUGGAGGAGAUACAUAAAGCUGGAGCCGCAAGAGGCUGAAGAGUUCGUCAACGUCCUCUUGUCGCUCGAACCACAAAGGCAUGGAGAAGCGGGACGGGUGCUCGCAUCCAUUGUGGAGAACCCAAAGUUCACAUCACGGAAAGGCAAGAGUCCCUAUCAGUUAUGGACUGAGCUCUGUGACCUCGUAACAGAGCCUCCGAAAGACGUCGAGCAACAUGAACGGGCUGAGAAGGUUGAUGCUGAACGCAUCAUUCGAAGCGGAAUAUCGAGAUUCUCAGAUCAGGUCGGAAGACUGUGGAAUAGCUUGGCGAAAUACUGGAUGUUCCAACAGGAUUGGGAGAAGGCUCGUGACGUGUACGAGGAAGCCAUCAAGUCUGUGAAAACCGUGCGAGACUUUUCCAUCGUCUUCGAUGCGUAUGCCGCCAUGGAGGAAAGUGUCCUGUCAAGAAGCAUGGAAGAGCUGGCGAACGACCCGGAAAGCGCAGAUGUCGAUGACGUUGACAUUGACCUCCGGUUGGCGCGUUUCGAAAAACUGAUGGAGCGUCGUCCGUUUUUGGUGAACGACGUACUACUCCGCCAGAACCCUCACAACGUCCACGAAUGGGAAAAGAGGGUGGAUCUAUGGAAGGAACGGGACAACAAAGCCAAGGCUAUCGAAACCUACAAAGACGCCAUCAAAACGGUACAUCCGAAACGGGCCGCCGGCAAGCUGCACAUGAUGUACGUCCACUUUGCCGAAUUCCACGAGCAGAACGAGGACAUGGACGCUGCUCGUCAGGUUUUCGAGGAUGCCACAAAGGUAUCCUACAAACGGGCAGAUGAUCUGGCCGAAGUAUGGUGCCAAUGGGCGGAAAUGGAGCUCCGACAUGAGAACUUCGAGGAGGCGCUGGAAGUCAUGGGACGGGCUACCACCCCACCGAGGGGCAGCGCGGCUUUCCAGGGUUCCAUCCGGUACUCGGACGAGAGUCGGGAGCCGCAGCAGCGGUUGUUCAAGUCCAUCAAGCUCUGGUCGUUCUUUGUGGACCUGGAGGAAUCGAUUGGAACGGUUGAUAGCACUAAGGCGGUGUACGACCGGAUUAUGGAAUUGAAGAUUGCUACGCCUCAGAUUAUCAUCAACUAUGCGAGCUUUUUGGAAGACAACAAAUGGUUUGAGGAGAGUUACAAAGUCUACGAACGUGGAAUCGAUCUGUUCGGUUACCCAAUCGCCUUCGACAUCUGGAACAUCUACCUCACCAAAUUCAUCGCUCGUUACGGCGGCUCUAAACUCGAGCGCGCCCGCGAUCUGUUCGAGCACGCCGUAGACAAGGUCCCCGAAAAGUUCGCCAAACCCCUCUACCUCAUGUAUGCCAAACUAGAAGAAGACCACGGCCUCGCCCGGCACGCCAUGCGCAUCUACGACCGCGCCACCCGCGCCGUCGGCGACGACGACCGCUUCGAGAUGUUCACCGUGUACAUCGCCAAAGCCACCUCCUUCUUUGGUCUUACCUCCACCCGCGAGAUCUACGAGCGCGCCAUUGAGGCUCUCCCCGACAAGCAGGCGCGCGACAUGUGCGUCCGGUUUGCGGACAUGGAGACCAAGUUGGGGGAGAUUGACCGCGCGAGGGCGCUGCUGGGUUACUGUAGCCAGUUUGCGGAUCCGAGGAUGGAUCCGGAGUUUUGGAAGAUUUGGCAUGAGUUUGAGGUUAAGCAUGGGAAUGAAGAUACGUUUAAGGAGAUGCUUAGGUAUGUGAAUUGUUGAGUGUGGGUUUUCGGUCACUGAGACGUUUGGACUCAUAUUUGUCGAUCAUUUGUUCUUGUUUCUCCCAGAAUCAAACGCUCCGUCCAAGCCAAAUACAACACAGAAGUCAACUUCAUUUCCGCGCAGCU
Fimicolochytrium jonesii is the source of this 2567-nucleotide messenger RNA. RefSeq lists its product as uncharacterized. Gene Ontology annotation, molecular function: protein binding. The record is from RefSeq and is a predicted model, not a curated record. The transcript has 3 exons. NCBI's taxonomy places the organism in Eukaryota, Fungi, Chytridiomycota, Chytridiomycetes, Spizellomycetales, Powellomycetaceae. Gene Ontology annotation, biological process: mRNA splicing, via spliceosome; generation of catalytic spliceosome for first transesterification step. Gene Ontology annotation, cellular component: post-mRNA release spliceosomal complex; U2-type catalytic step 2 spliceosome; Prp19 complex. Bases 82 to 2439 code for a protein of 785 amino acids.